AUGCUGGCUCGCCCGCUGCGAUUGGCGGCUCGUCGGCCGUCGACAGCUCUGUCAUGUCGACAAUUCGUUCGACACGUAUCUUCAUUCUCCAACAGCAGCAAAGCAUCUUCCGAGUUCUUUGCAUCGUCUGCAAAGCUUCCCGGCAACGGAAUGGCUCUGGCAUCCUCAGCCGCUGCCAUUCUGGGAGGCUUGGCUCUGUACGCUGCUUUGGCCCCCAAAGCCUCCUUGUCCUCCUCGGCUUUAGAGUGUGAAGCUGCCAAGCCCACACCCGCCUCGGCCAUCAAGGGCGGCAACCAGUCCGAUCUGCCAGAAAUCUCCCAUCUCGAUCCCAAGAUACUCACCAAUGCCUCGGCUCCCAUGCGAAAGCGCAUGGAGACGUACAUCAAGCUGCUUCAGUACAACAUCGUCUCUGCUCUUUCGCAGGAAGAGCCAAAGGCGCGAUUCUUGAUCGACAGCUGGCUCCGAAAGGAAGGCGGAGAGGGCAUUUCGUGCGUUCUUCAAGACGGCUCGACAUUCGAAAAGGCGGGUGUCAACAUCUCGGUCGUGCAUGGGAUGCUUCCGCCCGCAGCAGUGAGGCAGAUGAGUGCCGACCAUGCAGGUCUCAUGGACAAGACUGGAUACAAGCUCGAGGGCAAGGAUGCGGAUGUCAAAGGACUGCCCUUCUACGCGGCUGGUUUGAGCCUGGUGGUUCACCCCAGGAACCCAUUUGCUCCAACGGUGCACUUCAACUACCGCUACUUUGAGCUCACCCAUCCGGAAACGCUCGCGGAUGGAUCGCCCAAUCCACGACACCCGAACAACCGCAAGGACGGAAAGCAUGACCACGAGCCGAUCGCAUGGUGGUUCGGCGGUGGAACCGACUUGACUCCUAUCUACCUAUUUGACGAGGAUGCCGAGCAUUUCCACAAGACACUGAAAUCGGCAGCCGAUCAGCACGAUGCGGCGUUCUAUCCAACGUGGAAAAAGUGGUGCGACAAAUACUUUUUGAUCCCUCAUCGCGGUGAAGCGCGCGGUGUAGGAGGGAUCUUUUUCGACGAUCUCACUCUGCCACAAUGGGCGUCUACGCACUCUGGAAAAGCGUUUAUUCCGUUAUCGGACGGCAGCAAGCCUACGUCUUCUCAGCCACUCGUUGCGUCCAUCUCGUCGACCAAGCAGCACGAUCAGGACUCGCUGUUUGCCACGGUCCGUUCGAUGGGUGACGCCUUCAUCCCGGCGUACGUGCCUCUUGUACAAAAACGCAAGAACACGCCCUUCACACAAGCGCACGAGCGAUGGCAGCAGAUCCGACGUGGACGAUACGUCGAGUUCAACCUGGUAUACGAUCGAGGGACCAAGUUCGGUCUGCAGACACCAGGCGCAAGGAUUGAGAGCAUCUUGAUGAGUCUGCCGCUGAAGGCGAGGUGGGAAUACAUGGAGCGGUACAGCGGCGGCGGUGCGCAGGGUAGGGAUGGAAAGGCUACCAAGAGUGCAGAUGCCGGCCAGACCGCCGAGCAUGACGGCGCCAUGGAGAAGCAUACGCAACAAGCGCUCAGACACCCUAGAGAUUGGGCUUAA
Mycosarcoma maydis (corn smut) is the source of this 1554-nucleotide messenger RNA. RefSeq names its product putative coproporphyrinogen III oxidase. Gene Ontology annotation, molecular function: coproporphyrinogen oxidase activity. Gene Ontology annotation, cellular component: mitochondrial intermembrane space; cytoplasm. Lineage: Eukaryota; Fungi; Basidiomycota; Ustilaginomycetes; Ustilaginales. The record is from RefSeq and is a predicted model, not a curated record. The transcript has a single exon. Bases 1 to 1554 code for a protein of 517 amino acids.